UGUUUGACAGCAGCUGUUUGUUCCUUAUGCGCAGGCGGGGCGUCGUCACACUGUCGGGUUUUCUAAACCAUGUAAUUAUUUAAAAAAAAUACUACAAAAGAACAGAAAAACUAAACGAAACGGAAAAAGCAAGAGAUUGGCGGCUACAGGAAGAUUUUCCUCCACACUUCCGCUUAGUAAUCCAGAAGAAAAGCAUCGUCGGCUCUGCUGCAGGAUGUGAGAAAACCUCCUCAGAAAAGUCUGAAAACUGAUCCCAGCUGGAGCCGCUUUGAUGAGAAACAGGCGGGACGCCCAGAACAACAUGGCUCUGUUCUUCUCUGGAGCCGUUACAAGCUCUCCAAUAAAACGGAGGCUGCGCAGCUCCCAGUCCUGCCUCAGCCUCGACCAGUCCCUCCUCUCCCCCGACUCCUCCUACAUCUGUUACUCCUCGGCCGACAGCAGCCGGCCCUGCAGCUGCCGCCGUUCGCCGCGCCUCCUCACCAACGGCUACUACGCCGUGACGGAGGACAGCUUUUCGUGGGACGAGGACGGGAACGUGUCGCUGACGCCCUGCAAGGCCAGCGUGUCCUACAAGGAGAACCACGUGAGGGUUUUCCGGCGCCGGCGCCGCAGACUGCGCCGCUCUCUGGUCCAGCUGCUGAGCGAUGUGACGGAGAGCUGCCAGUCCUGGUUCGAUCAGAACGUCUUCGGAGGCCUGUACACAACCAACCAUCAGCAGGACCAUGACAAAGACCCAGACCUGGAUCCCCACCGGGAUCUUAGUUUUUCGUGGAGCGGUGGGUUGGGCUCCGCCCCACUGGACGAGUCUCUGUGGUCAGAACCACACAGCACCAUGCUGGACGACAGCUGCAGCUUCACCUAUGACCUGACAGAAGCCCCGCCCCCUCAUGGUAAAGAAGCCACGCCCCCAAAGCUGCUCAUCCAGGAGGAAAUUUGUUCUGAAAUCAGUCAAUCAAAAGAGCGGUUCAUCCGCUCUGUGGGCGGACUCGCCGAGGUCCCGCCUCCUCUUUCGUUCGUCAGCAGCUGCUGCUGUCAGGCAGCACCUGAGCCCAUAGGGAUCACCAUGACGGCCUUCCUCCUGCUCAUCCUCACCAUCUUCAUCUUCACGUCUCUGUUCUCGGGGUGUCUGUGGUUCAGCGGCGCCGUGGCCUCAGUCGUCUUCAUGAGCGCAGCCGCCUUCAUGUUCCUUUCAAAGUCUGGGCCGAUGGGCGAGUGGAGGAGGGCGAAGACAGAGGACAUCACAUCCAGGAACGAGUGAGGACAGACGUCUGCUCAUCUGCGGACAGCGGGAACGCUCUGAUGGGACUUCACGGGGAGGAUGAGGAGUUGUUGUGUCUCUUUUUGUUUGCAUGUAAGUUGCACUUAAAGGGCAAAAAAGUUCUGGAAGUUUUCACCUCAAUCAGCGUCCAGACAUGGGCCAAGAGGAGAAGCAGCGGGAUGUGACGCAGAAAGAGCUCAAAGACUGAAUUAAAGCAGCUCAGAGAAGCUCAUGUCAAACACAGCCAAGUGUAUCUUCUGGGGUUCGGGCUUGAAAGUUGCUUUUUGGGCGUCCAAAGUGACCAAACGUCAGGGAAACGUCGACUCAGCCUGCUUUCCAAUCUGAGCUGAGACUUUUUCUACAAACCAAAUGCACAAAAACUUCCUGGAUGUUACUUGUUUUCACAAACAAAGCCUUUUUUUUAGUAGACAGAAAUUAAAUGGAGAGAUUUAAAGAGAAAAAAAAGCAAGACAGUUUUACUCCUGUUUAUUAUUUAAAGAUAAAAAAUCCUGACCUCUGCCUUUAUGCUUUUGGAUUGUUUCUCCACAUUUACGCUUUUAUUUUGAAACAAUUCCAUCUUGACAGAAGCAAUAACUUCUAAAAAAAAAAAACCCGCAAGUUACAGCUGGAAGUUUUUUUCUAGACAAAAAAAAGUAAUGCUAGUCUCAAAUGAUGAAAAAUCAGAAGAGCUGAGUUCAGGUUUUUCUGUUGGCUUGCUUCCGCUCUUCUCCCUGUUUGUGUUAUUGUCCAUUUAGACCAGAAAAGCAUUUAAAUCUUUAAUUUUUCAAUCUCCAGAAUCAUUUUUUCACCUGUCAGUCAACAAUUUGAUCUACAGUAUCUAUUAGAAUGUGUUAGUAUUAUAAGAUAAUGGAUUGAAACUGCAGCAUCAGGAGCUAGAGAUCAUUAUAAAGUGCCAAAUGUCUUUCAUACCACAUCACAUCUUUCUAAACAAAAAACAUCAAAUCUAAAUGUUCUAAAAAUAUCUCUGCUUUGUGUUUAACGUUGCACCUACUAACAUCCGUAUAAUCAACAAUUUUCUGCCUCGUGUUUCUUUUUAAAAUCAGUUUUUUGUAGAAGACUCAGAGAUCAGUUUUAACCUGCUGCCCCCUGGUGGCCUGAAUCCAACAGUGCAGGUAAAAAAAAACAAUUUGUUUGAAGUAAAAAUGAAAAAAAAAGUGUUAAAUGGACAGAAAGUGGAUGAAAAAAAACUGUCAAAAUAACACAUUUAAAAAUAGAUUCACCAGAUUUUUCUUCUUGUGUAGCACUGAACAUCCUUUGUUUAUAUUUUUUUAAUUGACGGCACUUGUUUCCAAAGUCGGAAAUGUGAGACUCUACUGAAGUGGCACUUAAUAUUAUUAUUAUUAAUAAUUUGCAGAUGUUUUUAAAUAUUUCAGCUUUGAAUCCUACAGCUAUAUCUUUAACUAAAAGCUAUCAGGACUAAAAAGGGUAGAUAAAUAAAAAGGGUUAUUAGAGCGAGGAUGAAGUCCUCCUUUAUUGAUCGCUGCAUGGCGAUGAGGAAAUGACUUUUUUGUGGAUUUUAAAGAUUUAACUUUCACAUUUUCUAAGCACUUGUAGCUUUUAUGUGUGUUAGUAAACAUUUGUACUUUAAGUGAACAAUUAAGCAAUUAAAUUCAUUUCUAAAACCAAA
Oryzias latipes (Japanese medaka) is the source of this 2906-nucleotide messenger RNA. It is a transcript of the gene tmem71, whose product is annotated as transmembrane protein 71. NCBI's taxonomy places the organism in Eukaryota, Metazoa, Chordata, Actinopteri, Beloniformes, Adrianichthyidae. The record is from RefSeq and is a predicted model, not a curated record.